Messenger RNA from Ilex paraguariensis (yerba mate), 747 nucleotides. The record is from the annotation of a GenBank genome assembly. NCBI's taxonomy places the organism in Eukaryota, Viridiplantae, Streptophyta, Magnoliopsida, Aquifoliales, Aquifoliaceae.
AUGGAACCUCUGAUCUAUUUGACUUCCCUCCUCCUAAUCCUUUCUCUUUUCCUCCUCGUAACUAAGAGAUCCCCCAAAAAUCUCCCACCAGGUUCCAUGGGGCUACCCAUAAUAGGCCAGAGCCUUAGCUUUCUACAAGCAAUGAGAGCCAACAAGGGAGAACAAUGGCUCCAAGAAAGAAUAAAAAAGUAUGGUCCCAUUUCAAAACUUAAUCUCUUUGGGACCCCAACAGUUUUCCUCCAUGGACAAGCUGCAAACAAGUUCAUUUAUACUUGUGACGACAACACCCUCGUCAGCCGGCAACCGGUAUCGGUCCGGAGGAUUUGUGGCGAUCGGAAUAUUUUCGAGCUGACCGGCAAUGAUCACAAAUGCAUCCGGGCGGCGAUCGGAUCGUUUUUGAAGGUCGAAGUUUUGAAGAAGUAUGUGGGGAAGAUGGACAAAGAAAUAAGAAUGCACCUCCACAUGCACUGGCAUGGCAAAGAGGAGGUCAAGGUGAUGCCAAAGAUGAAGACCCUGACCUUCAACAUAAUUUGCUCGCUUAUACUUGGAAUUGAACAAGAGCCAAGAAGAGAUGUACUUGCAGAGCUGUUCCAAGAGAUGAUGGAAGGAAUGUUAUCGGUUCCGGUGAAUUUUCCGUUCACCCGAUUCAACAGGAGUCUUCGAGCAGCUGCUAAAACCAGAGCAAUAAUAAUGGAUCUCAUAGCUGAAAAGAGGAUGGCAUUGCAAGAAAAAAGGGCUUCUCCUUAG